Molecule: messenger RNA, 2268 nt
Organism: Euleptes europaea (tarantolino)
Lineage: Eukaryota; Metazoa; Chordata; Lepidosauria; Squamata; Sphaerodactylidae
Gene: GPD2
Product: glycerol-3-phosphate dehydrogenase 2
Exons: 16
Coding region: 11-2194 (727 amino acids)
Biological process (GO): glycerol-3-phosphate metabolic process
Cellular component (GO): mitochondrion; glycerol-3-phosphate dehydrogenase (FAD) complex
Molecular function (GO): calcium ion binding; glycerol-3-phosphate dehydrogenase (quinone) activity
Source: RefSeq, a predicted model, not a curated record
AGAUUAAAAAAUGGCUUUUCGAAAGGCAGUGAAAGGAUCCAUCCUUAUUGGAGGAGGUGCUGUGGUAACCGUGUUUGGUCUUUCACAACUUUCUCAGUACAGAAAAAAGCAUGGUCAUCUUGUAUCUGUUGAAGCUGCAGAUUGUAAGAUCCUGCAAAUGCAAAGCCAUCUCCCUACCAGAGAACAUCAGCUGCAGGCUCUGCGAAACACCAGCGAAUUUGACAUUUUCAUCAUAGGCGGAGGCGCCACAGGAUGCGGCUGUGCCUUGGAUGCUGUUACUAGAGGCCUAAAAACAGCCCUUGUAGAAAGAGAUGAUUUCUCAUCGGGGACCAGCAGCAGAAGCACUAAAUUGAUCCAUGGCGGAGUGAGAUAUCUUCAGAAGGCCAUCAUGAAGUUGGAUUUUGAACAGUACAGAAUGGUGAAAGAAGCCCUCCAUGAACGUGCCAAUUUGCUGGAGAUUGCACCUCAUUUAUCUGCUCCUCUCCCUAUAAUGCUACCUGUUUACAGAUGGUGGCAGCUGCCAUACUAUUGGGUAGGAAUUAAACUCUAUGACCUUGUAGCAGGAAGCCAGUGUCUGAAAAGCAGCUAUGUGCUUAGCAAAUCAAAGGCUUUGGAACUUUUCCCUAUGCUACAGAAGGACAGACUUGUAGGUGCCAUUGUCUACUAUGAUGGACAACACAACGAUGCACGAAUGAACCUUGCCAUUGCUCUCACUGCUGCCAGGUAUGGUGCUGCCACAGCCAAUUACACUGAAGUGGUGCACUUGCUGAAGAAGACAGAUCCAAAGAGCGGGAAGGUCCGUGUCAGCGGAGCAAGGUGCAGAGAUGUUCUCACAGGGCAGGAAUUUGAUGUCAAAGCCAAAUGUGUUAUCAAUGCUACAGGACCUUUCACAGACUCUGUGCGGAAAAUGGAUGAGCAGGAAGUAGCAAACAUCUGUCAGCCAAGCGCAGGCGUUCACAUUGUGAUGCCUGGAUAUUACAGCCCUGAUAAUAUGGGACUUCUUGAUCCAGACACGAGCGAUGGCCGAGUGAUUUUCUUCUUGCCGUGGCAAAAGAUGACCAUUGCUGGCACCACAGAUACUGCCACUGAAGUCACACAUCACCCAAUUCCUACAGAAGAAGAUAUCAAUUUCAUCCUGACAGAAGUGCGCAACUAUCUUAGCUGUGAUGUUGAAGUGAGGAGAGGUGAUGUCCUGGCAGCGUGGAGUGGUAUUCGUCCCCUUGUGACAGACCCGGGUUCUAAAGACACCCAGUCCAUAUCUCGGAAUCAUGUAGUCCAUGUUAGUGAUAGCGGCGUUGUGACUAUAGCAGGUGGGAAAUGGACAACCUAUCGCUCAAUGGCACAGGAUACCAUUGAUGCUGCUGUAAAAGCUCAUUACCUUCAGGCUGAUCCUUGUAAGACAGUUGGACUCCUUCUUCAGGGUGCAGAUGGUUGGAGUCCUACCCUUUAUAUUCGACUGGUUCAGGACUACGGACUUGAAAGUGAGGUGGCUCAGCAUCUUGCGGCUACAUACGGAGACAGGGCUUUUGAAGUGGCCAAGUUAGCCCAGGUUACUGGAAAGAGGUGGCCGAUUGUUGGAAAGCGGCUCGUAUCAGAGUUUCCUUACAUUGAAUCUGAGGUUGAAUACGCGAUCCAGGAGUAUGCCUGCACUGCAGUGGAUAUCCUUGCUCGUCGCACACGCUUAGCCUUCCUGAAUGUGCAAGCUGCUGAGGAAGCCUUACCAAGAAUCAUUGAGAUCAUGGGAAAGAGGCUCAAAUGGAGCGAACAGAAGAAAAAGGAUGAACUUGCAGAGGCGAAGAAGUUCCUGUACUAUGAAAUGGGCUACAAGGCACGGUCAGAGCAGUUGACGGAUGAUGGUGAAAUCACUCUGACACCAAUGGAUGUUGAGAGAUACAAAAAGAGGUUUCACAUGUUUGAUAAGGAUGGCAAAGGUUUUAUUACUAUAUUGGACGUACAGCGUGUGUUAGAGAGCAUCAACCUUCAAAUUAAUGAAAGUGCACUCCAUGAGAUUUUGAAUGAAGUAGAUUUGAACAAAAAUGGACAGGUUGAACUCAAUGAGUUUUUGCAGCUCAUGAAUGCUAUUCAGAAAGGGCAAGUCUCUGGAAGCCGAUUUGCUGUGCUUAUGAAAACGGCCGAAGAGAACAUUUGUCAGCGUAAUGCAAUUUCAGUGGAUCGGAGUGGUGGUGGACUGUGAGUUUUGGGUGCUGCAGAAUAGUGGAUACCGUGAAGCUGACUCUAUUGAUGCUGGAAAACAUUCCACUGCUUUCA